Molecule: messenger RNA, 1086 nt
Organism: Exophiala viscosa
Lineage: Eukaryota; Fungi; Ascomycota; Eurotiomycetes; Chaetothyriales; Herpotrichiellaceae
Product: pheromone A receptor-domain-containing protein
Exons: 1
Coding region: 1-1086 (361 amino acids)
Biological process (GO): G protein-coupled receptor signaling pathway
Cellular component (GO): plasma membrane
Molecular function (GO): mating-type factor pheromone receptor activity
Source: RefSeq, a predicted model, not a curated record
AUGCAUCACUCCUUUUACUCUGUCCUUGUCGCUGUCCUCGCACUCCUUUCGUGCCUCUCAUCCAUACCUCCACUGAUCGUGCACAUCAGAGCCAAGAACCUGGCGACAACCGUCCUCAUCCUCAGCUUUGCCAUCCCGAACCUCCAAAACUUCCUCAACGCACUGAUAUGGCCCUCUGCAGAUACACAAUUGUGGUGGAACGGCAAGAUCCUCUGUGACAUCGAGGCCAAACUCUACUUGGGGGCGUAUGUGGCAGUGGACGGUGCGCUGGCAUGUAUGUUUCGACACAUGGCAAACAUAUUCGACCCCGAGCGCUUGACAGUGUCAAUCACGCCUAGCCUACGAGAACGCAGGAUCAACCUUGCCAUUGAGCUCUUCAAUUGCAUUCUCGCUCCAGCGUUUGUCAUGGGCACGCAUUACUUGAUCCAGCAGAAGAGAUACUAUAUCCGCCCAAUUUCGGGUUGUACGCCGUCGGUGGACUGGUCAUGGCUCUCUGUUCUGCUGAUGUCCUUGUGGCCGUUACUGCUUUGCCUUGCUGCCACCGUUUACUGUGCCAUUGCCACGCUGCGUCUCUGGCGGCAUAGGAAGGAGAUGUCUGAUGUCCUUGGUGGGAGAAGGUCUGGAGAUAUCCGCCUAUACGCCCUCGCUUGUGUGAUUUUGGUGGUAUACUUUCCAUUCACGCUUGUCGCUUUCGCGGGGACGCUGUUCAGACGCAUGCAUAAAUAUUCGUGGGGUUACAUUCAUCCUCCUGGUUGGGCGGACGAUAUCGUCUACCAAGUCCAAGGGGUGCAGCCUAGUUUCGAUCGAUGGGCACAGAUCGUCACGGGAUACAUCAUAUUCGGAUUCUUGGGACUUGGGCACGAUGCAAAGCAGAUGUACAGAUCGUGGCUGGUCCGAUUGAAGUCUCGCUUGGCAAAGCGCAGUCACGGGAACGAGCCCACUGGGAGAAAUAUUUCUUUGUCCAUACACGAUGGCGAGUCGGCGUUGGAGCAUGGAUCACUUACGGUGGUGACAGACAACGCUGAGGCUGCAGGGGCAAAAGCAGUAGUUCAGAACAACUCUCCACCCACCCGGCCCGCUGGCUGA